Messenger RNA from Chara braunii, 3247 nucleotides. The record is from the annotation of a GenBank genome assembly. Lineage: Eukaryota; Viridiplantae; Streptophyta; Charophyceae; Charales; Characeae.
AACUAGCAAGGAGGACAGAGAGACGCUCCGAGACUCUUGAGGGGUGUUGAUCAUGAGAUAUUGGCUAGGUUUGAAACUGCGAUCUGUCUCAAGGAUAGAGGUCCCGUCAUGGACGUACUGCGGAUCCGGACAGGCACGGCCUUGUUGGCCGAUCCCGAAGGAGAGGUUACUUAGACACAGGGGUUCUUGGGAUAGAGGGGGAACACGAGAUCUGCGACCGGCACGGGAUACUGGAGGUGGUAAUCAAGGCAGUCGAGAGCUAAGAUUGGAGGCGGACGCGAGCCGUGACAAGGAAACGGACCGAGACCGCAGAGAUCGCGAGCCAUUUGCGCGAGCAAGAAGGCUGGAUGAUUACCCGCGAAGCCCUCGCUAUGAGGCUGAUCGGGGUAGAGGCGACUCCCGCGGCCGAUGGGAGACAGAUCAGGGCCGACGAGAUGGACAUAGGGAUGACAGAUACGAGAGAUCGGACCGAGAUGGAUAUAGGGACGACAGAUACGAGAGAUCGGACCGAGACGGAUAUAGGGAUGACAGAUACGAGAGGUCAGGUCGAGAUGGUUACAAAGGUGGUAGGUAUGAGAGAGGAGAUCGGGACUGGGAACGACAAGAUGGGUCGCGCGGACGGUUUGAGCGUGGGGUAGAUGCAAGAGAGCAGCGCGACGAGUCGCGGGGAUGGUACAACCGAGGGGACCGCCGGAAUGAUUCGCGAAGGCCGUAUGAGCAAGGAGGGUCUGGAGGAGACCGCCGCAACGAUUCGCGCGGUCGGAAUGAGAGAGGGGAAUAUGGCGUCUCAUCAGAACCAUAUCCCAAGUCGCCUGACCCCAACACAGCCAGGAGUUCGAUCUCGAGAAGCGCAGACGACAGGCCAUCUACUCCGAGGAACUCAUGCGUCUACUGUAGAGGAGAAGAUCAUAUCAAGAGGGAUUGCCCGGACCUCAAACGCGCAAUAGAUGAGGGACUUGUCGUGCUUGACGAAUGCAAGUACGUCAAGUUGGCAGAUGGUCUGGGAGAUGUAUCGAUGUUCCCUUCGAUGAAGGAGAAUGUAGAAGCAAGGAGAGUAAAACCGAGUAAAGAAAAUGAGCUGGUCAGGAGCCAGAGCAUCAAGAUAACCUUUGAGGGGGAUAUGGCGGCCACACCCAUAAGGGUGGCAGCCACCAAGUCGGCGAGAGGGUCCACAUCGAAGAAGACUGACACGGAUUACGUGAUGACGGAGAAGGACGGGCAGCGGGUCKAUGGAGAGGAGGUUAUYCUUUCGCCACGAAAGAGGGGAGUGAAGAAGUUCUUAAUGAAGAGUUCGCUGGACGAGAUUGACACGGUCGAGCCACUGAGGCGGGCCCUUCGGCAACCCAUGCAGUGCUCUAUUCUGGAGUACCUGGCGGCAUCGAAGCCGGCUCGUGAUGAGUUACAGAUGAUCACGGGGAAGACUCGCAUACCUCUAUCGGAGGAGGGUCAGGGGGCCCGUAAGGCGGAAGCUCCUACAGUAGCAGUAACGGGGGUGACUGCCAGAGCAGAUCGCAUGGGACAUUCCUUCUCGAUGGAAUGGAAGAAGGAGAAGGAARAAGUUAUCGCUUUCCUGAAAGAAAAGAUAGUUUCCCACGUUGCGGAGCCGUCUGAUAGCGCUUAUGCAAAUCGAUGGUUCUUCCUACGAAAGCCGAAUGGCAAGAUCCGAUGGAUCCAGGACCUUCAGAAGGUCAACGCGGUGACGAUACGAGACGUGGGCUCCGUGCCACACGCCGAUUUACUGGCAGAAGGCGCCGCAGGAAGGUCGAUUUAUUCGGUCUGUGAUUUGUUCUUAGGUUAUGAUGAGGUACCGCUUGACCUUAGGGACAGACACCUCACGGCUAUGCAUACGCCAUUGGAACUAAUACAAAUGAUGGUCGUCCCUAUGGGUUGGACUAAUGGGGUAGCCGUUUUUCAGAGAGCCAUGAUAGCCGUCCUCAAGGACUUCAUCCCUGAUAAGGUUGAAGUUUUUCUGGAUGACUUUCCUAUAAAAGGGCCAGUAGACAAGGAUGAGACAGAGGUUGUACCUAGAGUUAUAAGAUUCGUCGAGCUGCACCUAACAGAUAUUUGCGCGGUACUCGAGCAGCUGGACGAUGCGAAUUUAACAGUCAGCGGAACCAAGAGCCGAUGGGCCGUCUCGACUAUUAAGAUCUUGGGUUUUAUCUGUGACUCGAGAGGACGCCGAGCAGAUCCGGCGAAGUUAGACGAACUUCUGAACUGGCCCUCACCGUUACAUAGCCCAACCGAGGCCCGGCAGUUUCUAGGAGUGGUCGGUUACUGGCGUAUAUUCAUACGGGGGUAUGCGGAGAAGGCUGAGCCAUUGAGGUUACUCCUUCGAAAGACUGAAAAAUUAUAUUGGAAUUCUUCGCAGGAACUCGCUAUGCAAGAACUUAAAGACGAAUUUAAGGAAGGAGGACGCGUGUUGGGUGUGCCAUUCUUUGACGAUGAGACCGAGAGACCCUUCAUAGUAUCCACGGAUGUUGGACCAUGUUCAGUGGGUGGUUUGUUGUCUCAGAAGGACGCUGGAGGGAAGGAAAGACCGUUAAGAUUUGAGAGUAGGACACUUAAUACGGCUGAGCGUAACUACAGUCAAUUCAAGAAGGAAGUAUUAGCUGUUCUUCGGUGUCUAGAUACGUUCAGACACUAUAUCUAUGGGCGACGGUUCAUCUUGAUAGUAGACCCCACCGCGGUUGCCUCUGUCCUCCAGAAGGACUUUCGUCUGACGGACCCGACCAUCGCCCGAUGGUUAAUACGGAUUCUGCUAUACGAUUACACGGUUGAGAGGAUAUCUGGUACUAAAAAUGUCGUGGCAGAUGGACUUUCACGCAUCCCUCUCGAGCGUCCGAUAGUAGUUGGGGCCCUGACAAUGGUAGAGCCGAGACGCGCCGAAAGAUUUCUUGUUAAUCUUUACGAGGGCAAGUACCGAACGAUCGGACUACACAUGACGGGAGAGGAGAGUCAAGAUUCAGAUAUCCGGAGGCAAGCAGCCCAGUACUACCUUAGAGCGGGCCACCUUUUCCGAAGGCUUGUAGGGUCGGGAAUGCCCUUACGAGUAGUCUGUGACCUUGAGGAGAGACAGACAAUAGUUGCGGAGCUUCACGACGGGGUAGUCGGAGGACACAGAGGAGUCAAAGGAACCUACGAAAAGGUACGCAGGUUGUACUGGUGGGAAUGACAGUAUAAGGACGUCGAGAGGCACUGUAGGACCUGCGAAGAGUGUCAGAAGAGAGCUCUUAUGGAAUACAAAGAG